Messenger RNA from Heterostelium album PN500, 1581 nucleotides. RefSeq names its product beta-N-acetylhexosaminidase. The record is from RefSeq and is a predicted model, not a curated record. Gene Ontology annotation, molecular function: beta-N-acetylhexosaminidase activity. The coding region runs from base 1 to 1581 and encodes 526 amino acids. Gene Ontology annotation, biological process: glycosaminoglycan metabolic process; carbohydrate metabolic process. Gene Ontology annotation, cellular component: membrane; lysosome. Lineage: Eukaryota; Evosea; Eumycetozoa; Acytosteliales; Acytosteliaceae. The transcript is spliced from 2 exons.
AUGGCUGUUUUGGUAGGUGGACAAUCACCAGUCUCAGGACCAUUGAUUGUUCCACAACCACAACAAAUGACAUUUGGAACACAGACUCUUCAAUUGAAUCCAUUGAAGUUCCAAAUUUACUGUCCAUCAAAGAGCCCCGUGCUUGCCAGUGCUAUCAAGAGAUAUUCAGAUUUGUUCUUUUUGUAUGGAAAUGGUGCUCCCUCUACUGCUCCAGCUGCCAUUCUCAACAUUAAAGUCAUUUCCAACUCUGAUUCACUCUACUUGGGUGUCAGUGAGAAUCACACAAUCAGCCUUGUAGCGGCUUACUCGUUGCUUAUCACCGCCGACACUGUCUACGGUGCCAUUCGUGCAUUGGAGACUGUCUCACAGAUCAUUCAAUACGAUUUCGUGACUCAGAGAUACACCAUUCCAAACACUCCAAUUUCCAUCACUGAUUACCCACGUUUCCCAUGGCGUGGAAUCAUGAUUGACACCGCUCGUCACUUUGUCCCAGCUAGCUACUUGAUGCACACUAUCGAUGCGCUUGCCGCCAACAAGAUGAACACACUCCACUGGCAUAUCACCGACGGUCAAUCUUUCCCAGCUUCCUCUGUCACCUACCCCAACUUGACAAUGGGUGCUUGGGCACCGGAGGCCGUCUUCUCUGUCGACGACAUCAAGGAGGUCGUUGCCUACGGAAAAUCGCUUGGUGUUCGUGUCGUCCCAGAGUUUGACAUUCCAUCGCACACCUACUCAUGGGCCGCUGCCUUCCCUACCAUUAUGGCCAACUGCCCAGACUACACCUACAGCUACGGACAACUCCCAAUGUCCAUUGCCAACUACCUUACCUACGAAGUCAUCACCAAUCUCUUCACUGAGAUGUCUGGUUAUUUCUUGGAUACCUACUUCCACACUGGUGGUGAUGAAGUUCCAUACGGAUGUUGGAAGGAAGAUCCACAAGUCGCUGAAUGGAUGAAUCUCAAUGGCUACACCCCAACUUUGGCCGAACAAUUCUUUGAGGAUCAAGUCACCUCUAUCCUCGCAAAAGUCAACCGUACCAAGAUUGUUUGGAACGAUCCAUUCGUCGACGGUGUCAAGCUUGACCCAUCGACCUUGAUUCAAGUAUGGGACUCCUCUUUCCAAGAUAUCGUCAAUGCUGGUUUCGAAGUGAUUGUAUCGUUCGACUAUUAUCUCGACGAACAAGUCCCAACUGGAAAUCUUCACUGGAUGUUCGAAGAUACCUGGUCUGAUUUCUAUGCUGCCGAUCCAUACAACGGUAUCACCAGCAACACAAACAAGAUUCUCGGUGGUGAAGCUUGCAUGUGGUCGGAACAAGUCAACCACUUGUCAAUGGAUGUUCGUGUUUGGCCACGUGCUAUUGGUGUCGCCGAACGUCUCUGGUCAGCUCAAACUCAAACCGAUGUCAACAAUGCCUUGACCCGUAUUGGACCACAAACCUGUCGUAUGUCACAACGUGGUAUUGCAAGUGGACCACUAUUCCCAGAUUUCUGUAUGCUCCCAGACGACUUUGAGAGCUAUCUCCAACAACCACGUAUGAGAUUAUCAAAGGAGCAAAUCAACACAUUCUUAAAUAAUAAUUAA